Molecule: messenger RNA, 1053 nt
Organism: Ramularia collo-cygni
Lineage: Eukaryota; Fungi; Ascomycota; Dothideomycetes; Mycosphaerellales; Mycosphaerellaceae
Product: G-protein beta subunit
Exons: 5
Coding region: 1-1053 (350 amino acids)
Biological process (GO): G protein-coupled receptor signaling pathway
Cellular component (GO): heterotrimeric G-protein complex; cytoplasm
Molecular function (GO): signaling receptor complex adaptor activity; protein binding
Source: RefSeq, a predicted model, not a curated record
AUGGCGGACCAGAAUGAGAGCGUGCAGCAGCGGAUUCAGAUAGCGCGUCGCGAUGCCGAAGCUCUCAAAGACCGCAUCAAGAGGAAGAAGGACGAGCUGGCAGACACAACCCUGCGCGAUGUCGCGAAACAACGCACCGAGCAGCUGCCGCGACUGACAAUGAAAACGAAACGCACUCUGAAGGGACAUUUGGCCAAGAUCUAUGCGAUGCAUUGGUCGACGGACCGGCGACACCUGGUUUCGGCCUCGCAGGAUGGGAAGCUGAUCAUCUGGGAUGCUUAUACAACCAACAAGGUACAUGCUAUUCCCCUUCGCUCCUCAUGGGUCAUGACGUGCGCAUAUWCGCCGAGUGGAAACUACGUGGCGUGUGGUGGUUUGGACAACAUAUGCUCCAUCUACAAUUUGUCGGCAAGGGAAGGACCGACUCGUGUGGCCCGGGAAUUGAGUGGGCACUCUGGCUACCUCAGCUGUUGCCGCUUUAUUAACGAUAGGCGCAUACUGACGUCCUCUGGAGACAUGACCUKCGUGCUGUGGGACAUCGAGACUGGUCAGAAGAUCACGGAGUUUGCAGACCAUCUUGGAGAUGUGAUGAGCCUGAGCAUCAACCCACUGGAUAACAAUCAGUUUGUUUCUGGCGCUUGCGAUGCGUUCGCCAAGCUUUGGGACAUUCGCCAGCAGAAGUGCAGUCAAACUUUUGCUGCACACGACUCAGACAUCAACGCCAUCCAGUUUUUCCCCAAUGGCAAUGCCUUUGGUACUGGUUCAGACGAUGCAUCGUGUCGGUUAUUCGACAUUCGCGCAGAUCGCGAACUUCAAAGCUACACAAUUCCUGAACCUGUCUGCGGCAUCACAUCUGUGGCAUUCUCUGUGUCUGGUAGAUUACUGUUCGCUGGCUACGACGACUUUGAAUGCAAGGUUUGGGACACCCUUCGUGGUGAGCGGGUCGGAACACUACAAGGACACGAUAACCGUGUGAGCUGCCUGGGCGUGAGCAACGAUGCCAUGUCACUGUGCACAGGCUCGUGGGAUUCAAUGUUACGUAUCUGGGCAUGA